AUGAUUACGGACCACAAAAAAACUACUCACCCCCGUCAAAGAGAUAUCCAAGAAACCUCCUCAACACAACCAAUGUUUAUGCCUCCAGUUCGUCAUCAAAAAACUUCCUCAACACAGCCAACACCUAUUCCUCCAAUUCGUUAUCAAGAUAAUGUCCAAAAGAUAGUCUCAAUACAAUCAGCAACUAUACCUCCGACUGCUACAGAUACAGAGUUUUUUGUUGCACUUGAUCAGUUGCUAGGGCGCCAGGACUUAGUAACCAACUCUGCAUUUGUAGAAGACUUCACGUUUCUUCCUUCCGCAAAUGUUGAAUCUAAGAGCACUGAUGUUAAAUAUGUGAGAGAUUGCGUUUCAGAUACUGAAUAA
Ambispora leptoticha is the source of this 366-nucleotide messenger RNA. NCBI's taxonomy places the organism in Eukaryota, Fungi, Glomeromycota, Glomeromycetes, Archaeosporales, Ambisporaceae. The record is from the annotation of a GenBank genome assembly.